Molecule: messenger RNA, 815 nt
Organism: Beta vulgaris subsp. vulgaris (sugar beet)
Lineage: Eukaryota; Viridiplantae; Streptophyta; Magnoliopsida; Caryophyllales; Amaranthaceae
Exons: 2
Coding region: 1-777 (258 amino acids)
Source: RefSeq, a predicted model, not a curated record
AUGGGUGGUGAAAUAAAGUUGUUCAAUGACUUGCCAGUGGAUAUUGAUGUGAAUUACCUUAAGAGCAUAGUAAACUCUUUGGGUUAUAGUAAUGUGAUCAAGCUUCACUAUUGUGAUCCCUUAAAGGAUAUUGAGACUGGUAUCAGAUUUUUAGAUUAUGAUAAUACCACAUUCACUACGUUUCGGAGUUUUUUGUUAAAUUAUAAAAUAGUUGAUGUUUGGACAGAACAUUUUGAUGGUGAUAAACAUGAUUCUGAUGAUGACACUGAAGGUAAUGGUCCAAUUAGGGGUGAUUGUCACUUCAACUUUGGUGACUCUCAGGUUGAUGGGAGUACUUGGGAAAGUCAGAUUGAUCGUAGUGAAGAAAGUGACAACAACAUUGAAGAUGAACAUGUCAUAUUAGAUGAACAAGUUGUUAAUUUGAAUGAUGACAUAGAUUUUGACGAAGAAGGUACUGAUAAUGAGGAUGAAGAAGUGCAAGAUGCUAGGAGUAAGAUCAAAGCUGAUAAAAAGAAAGAGCUCCAGUAUUAUAGAGAGGUGGAGUCAUUGGAUAGGUUAACGGCUCGGAGUGCAAUGAAUUCUAUAAAUGAGGACAGUGAUUACGAGGAUGAUUCUGAUCUCAAUAGUAUGCAAGUGAUCAACAAAGAAGCAAUAGAUCAACUUUAUCAAGUCGUCAAGAUGCAAAUGUUGGAUGUUGAAGUUAAAUUAUUGCCACUAAUCAGGUUGAAGAUUUUUUGCAGGUUGGAGAAUUUUGCAAGUUGGAGUAUUGCAUGGUGAAAGUUGAAGUUUUGAUGCAGUAGAGUAUAUGAAGCCAC